Emys orbicularis (European pond turtle) is the source of this 1188-nucleotide messenger RNA. It is a transcript of the gene ARFIP2, whose product is annotated as ADP ribosylation factor interacting protein 2. The coding region runs from base 1 to 1188 and encodes 395 amino acids. Gene Ontology annotation, molecular function: protein domain specific binding; phospholipid binding. The transcript has 9 exons. Gene Ontology annotation, cellular component: trans-Golgi network membrane. NCBI's taxonomy places the organism in Eukaryota, Metazoa, Chordata, Testudines, Emydidae. The record is from RefSeq and is a predicted model, not a curated record. Gene Ontology annotation, biological process: regulation of Arp2/3 complex-mediated actin nucleation; intracellular protein transport.
AUGACGGAUGGGCUCAUGAGCAAAGCUGCCACGAUGGAGAUCCCCAUCAAUGGAACCGGGGACACGGGCAGCCUGCCGGAGGACGAUGGCCUGGAGCAGGACCUGCAGCAGGUGAUGGUGUCGGGGCCCAACCUGAACGAGACCAGCAUUGUGUCGGGGGGCUACGGGGGCACCGCCGAGGGGAUCAUCCCCACCAGCAGUGUCAAAGGCCCUGCGGUGCGAUAUAACGCCUCCUUCCCGGGACUGCGGCUCCUCCAUGCACAAGGCGCCUUUGUCACAUCUCAUUCCUCCCGAGGACCAUCCAUCUCACCCAGUGAAUCUGCUGCCAGCCGGAUCGCCAGCCAGGCAGAUGCAUCAGCAGGCUCCGGGCUGCACCCGCCCCACCCCAGCCCCCUGGCGACGGGAGACGAGGCCACCCGGGGCAUCGCUGUGGAGAAGUUUGAUAUUGUCAAGAAAUGGGGCAUCAACACAUACAAGUGCACCAAGCAGCUGAUCUCGGAGCGCUUCGGCCGGGGCUCGCGCACGGUCGACCUGGAGCUGGAGACGCAGAUCGAGCUGCUGCGUGACACGAAGCGCAAAUACGAGUGUGUGCUGCAGCUGGCGCGGGCGCUGACCCACCACUUCUACAGCCUGGUGCAGACCCAGCACGCCCUGGGCGACGCCUUCUCCGACCUGAGCCAGAAAUCCCCCGAGCUGCAGGAGGAGUUUGGCUGUAACGCAGAGACGCAGAAGCUGCUGUGUAAGAACGGAGAGACCCUGCUCGGGGCUGUCAAUUUCUUCGUCUCCAGCAUCAACACCCUGGUGAACAAGACUAUGGAGGACACGCUUAUGACUGUUAAGCAGUACGAGACGGCCAGGCUGGAGUACGACGCCUACCGCACAGACCUGGAGGAGCUGAGCAUGGGCCCGCGGGAUGCCAGCACCCUGUGCCGCCUCGACGCCGCCCAGAGCCACUUCCAGAGCCACAAGGGGAAGUACGAGAAGCUGCGGGCCGAUGUGGCCAUCAAGCUCAAGUUCCUGGAGGAGAACAAGAUCAAAGUGAUGCACAAGCAGCUGCUGCUCUUUCACAACGCCGUCUCCGCCUACUUCGCCGGCAACCAGCAGCAGCUGGCCCAGACCCUGCGGCAAUUCAACAUCCAGCUGAAGACGCCGGGCGCCGAGAAGCCCUCAUGGCUGGAGGAGCAGUGA